Molecule: messenger RNA, 791 nt
Organism: Emiliania huxleyi CCMP1516
Lineage: Eukaryota; Haptophyta; Isochrysidales; Noelaerhabdaceae
Exons: 1
Coding region: 43-432 (129 amino acids)
Source: RefSeq, a predicted model, not a curated record
GGCGUCUCUUCUGGGCACCGACCCAAGAAGCAGGUCACUGGCAUGCCUGCGCCGCCAUCGAACCAGGUGGGCCUCGCUCUCUCUGCGGAUGGGAACGAGGGCUAUCGCGUGGCGUGGUCGAAUGCUGUGCGGCGGUACCGUGCAAUCCGCAACGCCAAAAAGCAGGCCGAGACGGCAGCGGCGGCGGAAGCGGCCGCUGCACCAAAGGCAAAGCCCAACUUCGAGCGGCAGGGCUCCAGCCGUCUGCAAUUUGGAGCGCUUGUUGUGGUCGCCUCCGCGUCGCGUCGGGAGAUCGAGAAGGAGGGCACGGACCAGAUUGAACAACCUGAGCUCUUUGUUCCCGCCAAGAGCGUGCCUGUGCUGACAAAGCGGAAGUCGGAGGAGGAGAUCUCCGCGGGAGUGACGCUGAAGCGCCUUUCCCUGGGCGCCUGACAGGCAGCGGCAUACUAGUGCAUAGUCGUCCAGUGCGAAUCUCCACGCGAGGGCCUCGGCCGCCUGCCAGCGCGGCAGCCCCUCUACGCUCCCGGGAAGGCUGGGGUCCGCGUCGCGUCCAUACGUGUACGUGUACUCUCCGCAGCAGCAGCGACUCCCGCACCACGCCAUGAGUAGUAAGCAGUCGUAGUCGUAGACCUCUCUGGAUGAGGUCUCGCCGACUCGGUUUUGGUGGUGUUCCAGGAGUUGGAGUUGCGGCUGACUCAUUGCUCGAUGGCCUCCCAUGAGACGUGCACAUGCUCUGUGAGGUUGUGUCCGUGCCUGUUCGAUAUUGUUCCAGGGUUAUUUAGCUACCGAAA